Molecule: messenger RNA, 2382 nt
Organism: Ambispora leptoticha
Lineage: Eukaryota; Fungi; Glomeromycota; Glomeromycetes; Archaeosporales; Ambisporaceae
Source: the annotation of a GenBank genome assembly
AUGGAAAAUUCGUCUUCAACUUGCGUCACAACUUCACCACAGCCUCAAAACCAAAAAUUCCUUUACCCUUCUGCAAUGAGCCAGCAACCUCAAAUAUACGGUGAACAAGCUUUGGACCAUCGUUAUAAUAAUUUUAUUGGUAACAAUAACUUUGAAACGCUUUUAAACGCGAUAGAGGUUGCGCCCAUAAAUUUAAGUUCUACAAAACUUUCCUCCUCUUAUACCAAUCUACAACAACAACAACAUCAAGAAUCGAAUUCUUCUCAGCAACAACAAACCGUAGAAAACAAUCGUCAAAACAACUCUAUUAACUCGGAAAAAACACAUCAGCAAGAACAAUCAAAAAAACAAGAACAAAAACCAAAUAAUCAAGAUCGACCACUUUUACCAUCCCCAUUAAAGACUGCAUUGAAUGCACCACUACCAUUUUCUGGAGGGUUAACACUUCCAUCUGCACCGAUUGCGUUUCCCUCAACUACAGAUUCAAUUCCAUUCCCUCGUUUAUCUGGUCUUCCUUCUCCUCCUCACGGAAGUAUGUUCUCGAACUCAUUUCCAUUGCCUAGCGUUAAUCAGGCGGUUGGUGAUGUAGAUCGUACACGUAGGUCUCCUCCUCCGCGUCGUUCUCCCCCACCUCUGAUGACCUCAUCUCCACCAAAUAAAAGAAAAUGGGAUUCCAAUAACGAUGAUUCGCGUAUCGCAAAAAUUCGCCGAUCUAUUGAUGAAAUAAUGAUGUUACAGAAUUCAAUGUCGAUCGAUGCAAAUUAUCAAAAAUUUGAAUCUCAUGCAUCCUCUCAACCUAUAAUUAAGAACGAACCUUCAUCUCCAUCCUCAUCACAAUCACGUCAACAACAAUCAUCACCGAAUUCAUUCCAGAUGACGACAAUCACGUGUCUUCAUGCCUCGGUUGCUCAAAAAUCAUAUGGCAGCGAAAAGAGAUUCUUGUGUCCACCUCCGGUUGUAAUUGUGAGACAACCAAAUUCCAGUUUACACGGUAAACCAGAAUUAGCAAUGUCGGUCGUAUGCGAAACCGGUGAUCGACCUAUGGAACAGAAAACGAUGCUCGAUGAGAACAUGAAAGGCACCUUUAAAUAUUUGCACGUCAGUGGGACCGCAAAAGCCAAGCAAUUUUCUCUAAAAUUAAAGGUUUACAAUAAGAAUUCAACAAUUCCAUAUGCCAUCUUUGAUUCUGCGCCUGUCACUAUUAUCUCAAAACCAUCAAAAAAAACCGCUAAAGCAAGAAAUGUAUCAUCAUGCAUUUUAUCCGGGACUCCGAUUUCAUUAUUCAAUCGAAUAAAUUCUCAAACAGUACGUACAAAAUAUAUGGGCAUUGAGAACGGUCAUCUAUGUGCAAAGAAUUCUUCUUGGGCACCAUUCAUUAUUGAUGUCAUCAGUAGCCCAACACCUCUUUUACCCUCAAAUAACUCACCAAAAUCCAAUAAAAUUAUUAUUACCGAUCGAGCUACGGGUAUUUCAUCUGAUCCAUUAAUUAUUCGUAAGGUCGAGAAAGGGAAGAUUGCACAAUCUGCAUGUGGACCUGUUAGCCAAAUGCAAAAAAUUGCAUUGCAACGUGUUGGUACCGGCUGUCAAAACUCUUAUUUAAGCGCUGCAGGUCCGAUCACAAUGGACAGUCCUCAAUCACAAGAUCAAUGUACCGUCAGUGGUGCAUCCCCUUAUCUCGGUUAUCAACCUUCCAGAUUGGUCCAUAUACAUACGGUCGACUCAUCAAAAGAGUCGUUUGCAAUCCAUCAUAGCAACAAUUCGGAUGUAAAUGACGCACUCGCAUCUUCAAUCGUUGAAGAGGUUGACGAUUACCUUUGUUGGACGAUUGUUGGAAUUUCUCAAUUUCAAUAUACACAUUUCGAAGCUUUUCCAACAUCUGAUUCUUCAUCGCAGUCCGGACCAUCGACAAAUCAUCCAAUCACUCCGUUUCCCACGCUAACUUCAACUCCUAUUUGCAAUACUUCAAAUAAUACAAUCGAAAUGAGUGUGGCCAAUUUUUAUCAUGACGUAUCGCUACAUCAAGUUUCAUCUCAACCACAACCACAACAACCAAUGGAAGUAUGGCUUGGUCAACAUGGUCCUCUCAAGACGCGUAUAGUGCGAAGAACUUCUACAGAAAAUCGGGAAUUCGUCGAAUAUCCACUUUUAUUCGUAAGAAUUGACGGUGUAUGCUAUCAUUCUGGAAAAUCGAUUAUCUGUGAAAGAAUAGUUAAUCAUCACGUUACAUCGACGUCGACGACGUCGUCGUCUACUACUAAAAGUCGAGGUGGUGAAACAAUACGUGAUUCUUUAAAUUGGGAAAUUAGACUGGCAAUUUUUGUUGAGUUUGGGAUAGAUGGUCAGAAAUGGGAUAAAGAAAUCACGAGUUACUUUCUUACAUAA